Messenger RNA from Trypanosoma grayi, 390 nucleotides. RefSeq lists its product as hypothetical. The coding region runs from base 1 to 390 and encodes 129 amino acids. The record is from RefSeq and is a predicted model, not a curated record. NCBI's taxonomy places the organism in Eukaryota, Euglenozoa, Kinetoplastea, Trypanosomatida, Trypanosomatidae. The transcript has a single exon.
AUGACGACCCUGGAUUUUAAAGUUGCCCUUGAAGAUCGACGCUUGGCGCCGCUCACUCAACUGGUGGCGUUGGCGGCGCUUGACGGUGCCGUCUUGCCAUCGCAUUGCGACCCGCUGACGGUGUCGCGCGUCUGCCUUACCGCGUUGGCGCACUCGUGCUGUGGCGAAGACAAUGCGGAUUUGGAACAGGUGUGCGGCGCGAUUCUUCUCCACCUUGGCAUGAGAUGCGAUGCGCUGCGGGACACUAUAGAAGAAUGGACGUUGACGCCUCAGUUCAUCACAAGAAGUGCCGACAAGAACGGCCUUCUUGCUGAGCGCCGUCUCUUGGCGCAGUUAAAAAUGGAGCAGCAAGUCGCACGUCACAUCCUCUCCACGACAUUGCCGCAAUGA